Messenger RNA from Pistacia vera, 2135 nucleotides. RefSeq lists its product as uncharacterized. The transcript has 6 exons. Lineage: Eukaryota; Viridiplantae; Streptophyta; Magnoliopsida; Sapindales; Anacardiaceae. Gene Ontology annotation, biological process: intracellular signal transduction. Bases 1 to 1623 code for a protein of 540 amino acids. The record is from RefSeq and is a predicted model, not a curated record.
AUGGAAUCUGCAGAGAUUUUGAAUAGAUUCUCAGAAAAUGCCGACAAUCCCUCUCCAGAUCAUAAUUCUAAUUCAAAUUCAAAUUCAAAUUCAAAUGGCGAUGCCGUUGAAGAUUCAAUUAAAAGUAAAAGUGAUGGAGUGGGGAUCAUCCAACCUCAUUCACAGCUUCCAAAGCCAGAAGCUCCUCCUGGCCUUUCACCAGUAUCUCCUCCUCCUCCAGUUACAGAGAAUUCAUUCCUCGACAUGCCUACAAUCGGUAAAUUUAUUCGUGAAAGAACCAACAACUUCUCUGCUGCAAUCGCCAAAACACUCUCUUCUCUCAAAGAAAACAUCGAUGCAGAUGCAUGGUCUGAAACUGUAAUGAUCAAAUCGGACGAGGUAACUCAGUUCAAUAUCUCUGGACUCAAAGUUGUAGUGAAGCUCAAGAACGAAGAUGAAGAUGAAAAUAUAAAUAUAAAUGGUCAUGAUAUAAAAGGCCGCAUAAGCUUCUUUUCAAGAUCCAACUGCAGAGAUAGUACAGCUGUUCGGACCUUUUUUAGACAAAAAGGAUUGCAAUUUAUUGAAAUUAAUAUCGACGUCUAUCCAAAAAGAGAAAAAGAGUUGAUACAAAGAACAGGAUCUUCUCAGGUGCCGCAGAUAUUCUUCAACGAUAAGUUGUUUGGAGGUUUGGUGGCUUUGAAUUCUUUGAGGAAUAGUGGGAGUUUUGACCAUCGUUUCAGGGAGAUGUUGGUGAAGAAAUGUUCUAGUGAUGCACCUGCACCACCCGUCUAUGGUUUUGAUGAUGAUCAUGAUGACGAAUCCAUGGAUGAUUUGUUGGAUAUUAUUAGGGUGUUAAGACAGAAGUUGCCAAUUCAAGACCGUCUGAUGAAGAUGAAGAUUGUUAAAAACUGCUUUGCUGGAAGUGAGAUGGUGGAGGUAUUGCUCCACCACUUGGAUUGCGGCAGGAGGAAGGGCGUUGAGAUUGGAAAGCAGCUGAGCAAGAAGCAUUUUAUCCAUCACGUUUUCGGAGAAAAUGAUUUUGAAGAUGGAAACCAUUUCUAUCGUUUCCUGGAGCAUGAACCCUAUAUUCCAAAAUGCUAUAAUUUUAGAGGAUGCACAAAUGAUUUUGAGCCUAAGACUGCCAGUUUGGUUGGACAAAGACUUAACAAGAUAAUGUCUGCCAUACUUGAGUUUUACGCCUCUGAUGAUAGAUGUCAUGUCGACUAUGUGGCCAUCAGCAGAAGUGAGGAAUUUCGAAGAUAUGUUAAUUUAGCUCAAGAUCUUCAUCGGGUGAACCUAUUUACACUUUCAGCAGAUGAGAAAUUAGCCUUCUUCUUGAACUUGUACAAUGCCAUGGUCAUCCAUGCUAUAAUUAGGAUAGGUCACCCAGAGGGAGUAAUUGAAAGGAAAUCCUUCUUUUCUGAUUUUCAAUAUGUAGUUGGAGGGUAUCCCUAUUCCUUGAGUACAAUAAAAAAUGGAAUCCUCAGAAGCAAUAGGAGGGGUACCUACUCAUUAGUCAAGCCCUUUGGCUCUGGAGACAAGCGCCUAGAGCUCAUUACUCAGAAAAUGAAUCCUUUAAUCCACUUUGGACUAUGCAAUGGAACAAAAUCAAGUCCCACGGUGAGGUUUUUCACAUCCCAAUGAGUUGAAGCUGAUCUAAGAUUCGCUACAAGAGAAUUCUUUCAGAGGGGUGGAAUUGAAGUGAAUUUGGAUGGGAGGACAAUUUAUCUGACGCGGAUCAUCAAGUGGUUCAAGUCGGAUUUUGGACAGGACAAAGAAAUCCUGAAGUGGAUAAUCAGUUAUCUGGAUGCAACCAAAGCUGGUCUCUUGACUCACCUCUUGAGUGAUGGAGGUCCCAUAAAUAUUGUAUACCAGAACUAUGAUUGGUCAAUGAAUUCCUAACCAUCUUUAAGGGAGCCAUCAUUUGAAAAAUUAAUAUAGGAAAAAAAAAAGUAUAGUACUAGAGGUGAUGAUUCUGUAUAUAAGAUCUUAAUAGGUGAACACCUGGAUUCCCCAGCCCUGAGCAGCUGUUUUGAAAUGAAAAUAGAAUAGCUAAGAAUGAUUUACAGUUUUUUCAGUGCAUAAGAAAGAUUUUGAACUGAAAGAAAAAAAAAAUGGCAAUACCACUGGCUUGUCUAAUCUUUUGUUUUUUGUUC